UUCGCGCCCACACUAAACUUACUAAAACCGAGCGGAUGUGUGCCCGGCUCUACGGGACGCGAGGGGGUGGAGAGAGGGACGCGGGCGCAGGACGCGCGCGCUGGAGCCGCGCGCCGCCAUAUUGAUAUUGCUAACUACGCACGCCACAAGAGCAUUGUCGAAACAAAUUAAAUUAAUAUUAAGCGAAGAAAGUGUCGCGUCGUCCGUGUCCUUACACCUGUAUUUAUUUUAUUUUAAUUAAAUUACUUUUCUUUACAUAUACAAGAAGAAGUAUUAUUUUGUCUCCGACAAAAGUGGCGACCGUGACAGGACAAAGAAAAGGACGCUGCGGCGACGCCAUUACGAGCCACAUAUAAUCCGACGCGCCGGCGAGGAAAGGAGUGAAGGUGGAGGACAUCUGAGCUGCUCGGGAGCCUACUGGAGCCACAGGAGGUCUAGCCCACAAGGAGAGUAAGCCCUGUUCCUUUAAUCUGUCCAUAAUCCUAAAUAUCCUUUGUGUGUCCUCGACUGUGCGUAGCGGACGCUUGCUACUCGAGCGUUAGGUGUUUAUAUUCCUAAUCUAGCUCCCGGUGGCAGGCUGUGCACGUAAUUAUAAACAUAGCGCUUCGCCCAAGUUUUCGACUCGGCUAUUUACAUAAAAAGGUGUUGCGUUUUUAUAACGUUUAAGCAUGUGUGUGUGACGUUUUCAUGGCGUCAGCUCUAUAAAGUUUUCUAGCUUGAGAGUGAGUUUUAACUGUAAUACACGCACGUUGCACGUACCUAAUUUUCACGCAAUUAUUCAUAACUCAUUAUUUCGAUUUUCACGCUAAUUCCAUAGCACUCACAACGCUAUUUACGUGCAAAUACUAAGGUAUAUACCUAAGUAUAUAAAGCCUUUCUAGACUUUUCAAUACUCGAACCGCUUUUUCAUUUUAUUUGCCGACUAUUCCAGCUUCCCUCCCCUGUUGGGUGGAGGUCGACACGUCGUGCUAACGGGUUCAUCGUGUGCGCGUGCGGCUACGGGCUGCUGGCCAAACUGUCUGCUCGGCGUGAGCUUCAGCACCGGCACCAGCAGCGCGUGCGACUGGACCUGAGCUUCUCUACUUCCCGAAACGGGUUUGAGUGCACAUAGUAAUUUAUUAUUACUUAUUAUAUUCGUUAUUUGCGUUUGUGAAAUUGUGAUUAUUGUAUAAGUGCUAUAAUAUGAGUGAAUCAGAGCUCAAAAUGGAAUUAUCCACCUUAGUUAAACAGCGUGGAAUAAUAAAAGGUAGAUUAACAAGAUUUGAACAGUAUGUAAAGGAAUUAACAAGUUUAAAGGAUAUACCUGCUUUAAAAUACAAAGAACUUGAAUUAAAAACUAGUAAAAUACAAUCAUUAAUAAGUGAAUUUGAAGAUAUACAAAACAAAAUUGACAUUUUACAUUCGGAUCCUGACGAGCAGAUCCAAGAAAGAGAAAUGUUAGAAAAUAAGUUCAUUAAUUUAAUAGCAAUAAGUCAAGAAUUAUUAGAUAAUAGUGGUGUUAAAAAAGAGACAGAUCAUAAUGAUCAAUUUUCAAGUAAUUAUAGUUCUCAUAAACACAGCGGGAUCAAAUUACCCACUAUAAAACUUCCCACUUUUGAUGGAAACUACCUAAAGUGGUUAGAAUUUAAAGACACAUUCUUGUCUGUUGUAGAUAGCAACUUAGAAAUACCACAUAUAAAUAAGUUUCAUUACCUUAGGUCUGCGCUUGAAGGAAGUGCAGCUGUAGUUAUAAAGUCCAUAGAGUUUAGCGCUAAGAAUUAUAAAGUUGCCUGGGACUUAUUGUGUCAACGGUUUGAAAACAAAGAUAUUUUAGUUAAUAACCAUUUAACAGCAUUAUUUAAUAUCGAACCAUUAAAGAGGGAAUCAUACAAAUCUCUAAGAUUCAUUGUUGACCAUGUCAUGAAGCAUCUCAGAGCACUUGAGACGCUAGGCCUGCCAACAAAUAAGUGGGACAUUCUCAUUAUAUUUAUGAUUUCAUCAAUGUUAGACUUGCAUACCGCCAGGAAGUGGCAAGAACACAAAAGUAAGUCUAGUGAACUUGUAUUGUUGACCGAUUUCUUUGAUUUUCUUCGCAACCGGGCUGACAUACUUGAGACUUCCUACUUUAAUAAUACUCACUCAGACAAAGUUCCUGAUCACAAACAUAAAACAAACACACACUCCAAAAGUUUUGUUGCAGCUGUUGAUAAGAAAGUAAAUAAUAAUGAAUGUCUUGUGUGCAAGGAAAUUCACCCACUUUACUUGUGUGACAAAUUUAAAGGUAUGACUGUGGAUGAACGUCUAGGUGAGAUUACCAAGUUUAAUUUGUGCAAGAAUUGUUUUCGAAGUGGUCAUAAUGCAUAUCAGUGUAGAUUAAAGGCGAUGUGUCGUACAUGCAAGAAAAAGCAUAACACAUUAGUGCAUGUCACACAAACAGAGAAUAGUGAACAACCAUCAACAUCAUCUUUACCGGUGUCACUGUCUGUGGUCAGCAGCGACCAGGUGUUAUUAAGUACAGCUCUUAUCCAGGUUGUGAAAGAUAAGAAAACAUACACAGCCAGAGCCCUGUUAGACACAGGAAGCCAAUCAUCCUUCAUCACUGAGAGUUUAAAAGAAAAAUUAGGUUUAGUGAUUAACCCGGGAGGGUCUGUAAAUGUUUGUGGUAUUAAUAAUUCUAAUUGUAGUAUUAAGCAAAGUUGUAAUUUAAAGCUUAAGUCUAGGUGUAAUUCUUUUGAGAUUAAAGUUAAGUGUUUAGUUGUUCCCAGAAUUACUGGAAUUUUACCAAAUUCUUUAAUAAAUACUGAAUAUUUGAAAUUACCAAGUAACAUUGAGUUAGCUGAUCCAAACUACUUUUUCCCUUCUGAGGUAGAUAUCCUCUUAGGGGCAGAUGUCUACUGGGACAUAGUAGGCUCUAAUUUAAUUAAAUUAGGUAAUAAAAAUCCUGUUUUACAGGAGUCCAAGUUUGGGUGGCUAGUGAGUGGCCCAAUAAGUACACAACAGCCAACCUCACAAGUUUAUUGUAAUUUCACUCAAGAAAUAAAGGAAUCUUUAGAGAGGUUUUGGACAAUUGAUGACCUUCCAGUUACUAAAACAUAUUCUGUAGAAGAACAGCUUUGUGAAAACAAUUUUAUUGAGAAUUUUUCUAGAUUACCAAAUGGUAGGUUUGCUGUGACAAUGCCUUUUAAGGAGUCCCCUGAGGAAGCUCUUGGGAACUCAUAUUAUAUAGCUAAGAAGUGCUUUUAAAUCUAGAGAAAAAAUUUGCUAAGAAUCCUAGUCUUAAGAUUAAAUACAAGGAGUUCAUAGACGAGUAUGCUAAUUUAGGACAUUUAACAGUUUUAAAAAAUAAACCUGAGUUCGGAUAUUAUAUGCCCCACCAUGCAGUAAUACGGGAAAAAAGUGAAACCACUAAACUGCGGGUAGUGUUCAAUGCCUCAUGUAAAACUAGUUCUGGAAAAUCACUUAAUGAUAUACAGAUGGUCGGGCCAGUUAUACAGAGUGAUUUAAUAUCAAUUUUGCUUCGCUUUCGUAAACAUAAAUAUGUUCUCACCGGAGAUAUAGAGAAGAUGUUUCGGCAGACUGAAAUUAAGGAACAGCAGCGCCACCUACAACUAAUAUUAUGGCGCGAUGACGAAACAAAACCGAUAGAUAUCUUACAGCUAAACACAGUAACUUAUGGUACUGCGUCCGCACCAUUUCUCAGUACUCGAUGUUUGCUACAGUUAGCAAAAGAAUGUGAGGAUAAGUCUAUAGCAUGUGUCAUUGAAAAUGAUUUUUAUGCUGAUGAUUUAAAUACUGGUUCCGAAACUGUAGAGGGUUUAAAACACAUUUAUAGGGAAGUUGUUGCUACUCUUGAUUCAGCACUCUUGCCUUUAAGAAAAUUCAGAACAAAUUGUCCUAGCUUAUUUGAAAAUGAUGAUGAUACAGCCAAAUUUGUAGAUUUUAAUAAGGAAUCUAGUGUAUUAGGUCUUAUUUGGUGUCCUAAGUCUGAUAAUUUACUAUUUUCCACAGAUUUACAGCAUUCUGCUCAAAUAACCAAACGGUCAGUAAUCUCUACUACGGCCAAAGUAUUUGAUCCUUUGGGACUAUUAAGCCCUUGUAUUAUAGUACCUAAAAUUUUACUACAACAAUUAUGGUCUGCUAAACUGGACUGGGAUGACCCAGUACCAGUUGAAUUUUGUAAGGAUUGGUCUAACCUUUUGAAAGAAUUUUCAUAUUUGUCUGAUAUUAAUAUAGAACGUUGGGUUUAUGUGACAAUCCUAAAACUAUAGAACUACAUUGUUUUGUCGAUGCCUCACAACAAGCCUACGCGGCAUGUAUCUACUUGCGCUCUGAAGACUGUACUGGAAAAGUAACAGUUAGGUUGUUGUGUGCUAAAGCACGAGUCGCCCCAAUGAAUCCAACCACUAUACCGAGGCUGGAGUUGUGUGGCGCACUCCUAGGGGCUCGUCUAUGUUCAAAGGUAUUAGAUUCCUUACAAUGUAAUAUAUCCCGAAAAGUUCUAUGGUCUGAUUCGAUGGUUGUGUUGGGAUGGGUGCAAACUCCACCCAGGGAUCUUAAAGUAUUUGUUUGUAAUAGAGUGAACGAAAUAAAUCAACUGACACCGGGAUUCGACUUUAGAUAUGUACCAACUGAUCAAAACCCCGCAGACAUGGGUUCUAGAGGUGUGUCUCCCAAGCAGUUAAAAGCUUCUAGCCUUUGGUGGGCAGGGCCUUCGUUCCUCGCUAAUGACCCUACUUGUUGGCCUACACAACAACAAAUCCCUAGUUUACCAGAACUUAAAAUCCCACGCAACAUUGAAUGUCACACCACAAUUGUAAAUAACAUAAUUGAAUUUGAAAAAUAUUCUAACUUUAAUAAACUUAUUAGGAUCUAUGCAUAUGUGCAACGUUUUGAACAUAAUUGCUUAAAUAAAAAUAGUAGAAUUAGUGGACCAUUAGAUGUUAAGGAAUUAGAUAAGUCAUUAUUAACUUUAGUUAGGUUAAGUCAGUUGGAUAGUUACUCUGACGAAAUUAAAUUAAUUAGCGACAAGAAAACUCUUAAUUGUAAGUCUAAAUUACUGUCGUUGAAUCCUUUCUUAGAUGACAACAAUAUAUUGAGAGUUGGUGGUAGGCUUCAAAAUUCUGAAUUUGAUUAUGAUAAGAAGCACCCCAUGAUUUUAGAUGCAAAACAUCAGUUCACUCAAUUGUUAUUCAGGCAAGAACAUGAACGUUUAUUUCAUGCAGGACCGCAACAUCUGCUAGCGUCUAUCAGAGAGCGAUUUUGGGCCAUAGGAGGUAGAAAUUUAGCUCGCAGUACGACUAAGAAGUGUCUACUCUGUACUCGCUUUCGAGGAAAAACCAUUCAACCAAUAAUGGGUAACUUACCUUCGGAAAGAACUUACUCAAUGUUUCCUUUCUACACAUGCGGUGUAGAUUUUGCUGGUCCUUUUACUAUUUCUAGCCGCAAGGGUAGAGGAAGUCAAUCCUCAAAAUGUUAUCUAUGUUUAUUUGUAUGCCUCUCGACUAAGGCGAUUCAUUUAGAAUUAGUAAGCAGUUUGAGCUCUGAUGCAUUUAUAUUGUCUUUAAAAAGGUUCAUAUCAAGAAGAGGCAAACCUAGUGUCAUCUAUUGCGAUAAUGGCACUAAUUUCAGAGGCGCAAAUAACGAAAUGUGUAGAGUGCUCAGGUCCAAUCGUAAGUGUACUGAUAAUUUCGCGACUGAUAAUGGUAUAAAAUUCGUAUUUAGCCCGGCGUACUCGCCUCACUUUGGGGGCAUAUGGGAAGCAGGAGUCAAGUCGGCAAAGUUUCAUUUAAAACGCACGGCCGGUAAAGCUUCCUUGACGUUCGAGGAGCUUGCUACGUUAUUAGCACAAGUCGAGGCCAUACUUAAUUCCCGUCCUCUGUCUCCCCUAUCUUCCGAUCCUACCGAUCCUACACCACUUACCCCAGGGCACUUCCUUGUCGGGCGACCUCUCACGUCGUUACCGUCGGCACCUAUUAAUACGAAGAGUCCAAAUCGUUACCAACUUAUAGAGAAAAUCAGACAAGACUUCUGGCAAAGAUGGCGCCGGGAGUUCGUAGCGGAGCUGCAGCAACGCACGAAAUGGAAAACCAGGCAGCAUGAGCUUCGUGUGGGUGAUCUGGUGAUCCUAAAGGAAGAAAAUGUUCCCCCACUGCAAUGGAGACUCGGCCGUGUCACACAUUUGUAUCCUGGGACGGAUGGAGUCAGCAGGGUGGCCGAUGUCAUGUCUUCCAGAGGCACAGUACGAAGGGCUGUGAACAAAAUGUGCAUUCUACCAAGUUCAGCCCCAGCAGACACGACACUGAUCAAUGAUGACAAGGAUGCUGCCGAGAAUAAAGAAGCUUGAAAGCUACCCUUUCAACCCCGGGAGGAUGUUCGCGCCCACACUAAACUUACUAAAACCGAGCGGAUGUGUGCCCGGCUCUACGGGACGCGAGGGGGUGGAGAGAGGGACGCGGGCGCAGGACGCGCGCGCUGGAGCCGCGCGCCGCCAUAUUGAUAUUGCUAACUACGCACGCCACAAGAGCAUUGUCGAAACAAAUUAAAUUAAUAUUAAGCGAAGAAAGUGUCGCGUCGUCCGUGUCCUUACACCUGUAUUUAUUUUAUUUUAAUUAAAUUACUUUUCUUUACAUAUA
This is a messenger RNA of Helicoverpa zea (corn earworm), 6611 nucleotides long. RefSeq lists its product as uncharacterized. NCBI's taxonomy places the organism in Eukaryota, Metazoa, Arthropoda, Insecta, Lepidoptera, Noctuidae. The coding region runs from base 1183 to 3222 and encodes 679 amino acids. The record is from RefSeq and is a predicted model, not a curated record. The transcript has a single exon.